This is a messenger RNA of Labeo rohita (rohu), 1828 nucleotides long. RefSeq names its product zinc finger DHHC-type palmitoyltransferase 3b (gene zdhhc3b). Lineage: Eukaryota; Metazoa; Chordata; Actinopteri; Cypriniformes; Cyprinidae. The record is from RefSeq and is a predicted model, not a curated record. The transcript is spliced from 8 exons. Gene Ontology annotation, biological process: peptidyl-L-cysteine S-palmitoylation; protein targeting to membrane. Bases 258 to 1475 code for a protein of 405 amino acids. Gene Ontology annotation, molecular function: protein-cysteine S-palmitoyltransferase activity. Gene Ontology annotation, cellular component: Golgi apparatus; endoplasmic reticulum.
GACUGUGUUGGGUGUGUGUGACACCAGUAACUGAAACUUCCUGGUUGUCGUGCUUCACCUGCCGAAACCAGAGGAAUAAUUUACACAAAAACACAAUUGGUCUUGUCAUAUACACAAUAAACUGACAUUCCAUCUCUACAUCACAUCAUUUUUGUGCAAGUGAGAAGAAAACUCAUCAUUUAAAGAAGAGAAAUCAGUGAAGCGCUGCAGGAGGAUCCAAAGAACACGGAGGAUGAGGGUGUUUCCUGGUGGGAAGAAUGAAGAGUUCCCCAGCUAAUCGCAGUCGGGACAUUGAGCGUCAGGCAGGAUAUCUGUGCCCGGAGCACUGCGCGCCGCCCCCUCCGCGGACACACUCGGCCGACGAUAUGUGGUUCAUCAAGGACGGCUGUGGCAUCGUGUGUGGUGUGAUCACAUGGCUGCUGGUCUUUUACGCAGAGUUUGUGGUCGUCUUUGUAAUGCUGCUGCCGGCAAAAAACGUGGUGUACAGCUUAAUUAACGGUGCCAUCUUUAAUGGACUGGCCUUUCUCGCCCUAGCGUCACACUUCAGAGCCAUGUGCACUGACCCGGGAGCCGUUCCAAAGGGAAACGCCACUAAAGAAUUUAUCGAGAGUCUGCAGCUCAAGCCUGGACAGGUGGUGUAUAAAUGUCCCAAAUGCUGCAGUAUCAAACCUGAUAGAGCACAUCACUGCAGUGUGUGUAAACGCUGUAUCAAGAAGAUGGACCAUCAUUGCCCCUGGGUCAACAAUUGUGUGGGAGAGAACAACCAAAAAUACUUUGUGCUUUUCACUAUGUACAUUGCAUUGAUUUCUCUUCACGCUCUCCUCAUGGUCGCUCUCCAUUUUGUCUUCUGUUUUGAAGAAGACUGGGCAAAGUGUAGUUCCUUCUCUCCUCCGGCGACCGUAAUCCUCCUCAUCCUCCUGUGCUUCGAGGGUCUGCUCUUUCUCAUUUUCACCGCUGUGAUGUUCGGGACGCAGAUUCACUCCAUCUGUAACGAUGAAACUGGAAUCGAGCAGCUGAAGAAAGAAGAGAGACGAUGGGCCAAAAAGUCCAAGUGGAUGAACAUGAAGGUGGUAUUCGGCCACCCGUUCUCUCUAGCCUGGCUGAGUCCGUUUGCCACGCCGGAUCACGGGAAGGCCAAUCUCUACCAGUGGUCUUCACCGUCUCCAGGCAGUGGUGCUCAUGGAUUUCUUGCGUUGUGGUUCAGUAACGGUGUCACUACAGUAUUUGAGCAUGAGCUUGGUCUUCCUGAAUCCAGACGGCUGCUGUCUUCGUCCUGUGACUCCUCAGGUUCACAUGAUGUUUUUAUCAAUCCUGCUUUUCUUCCAAAUCCAGCUCAGACCAUCACAUAUUCAGCGUCUGCCGCCUCGGAAGCGAGACUGACAGCUGUAGACGUUCCUGAGAGGUUUUUAGGGCUUUCUCUGGCUUAUUUUAUCCUUCAGCACAAUGAUGUCGGGUCACGUGGUUUGGAGGCCUGACUUUGCUGCUUAUGACUGAAAGUUUGUUGCAUUAGUUGGUUGGAUUUCAAUGCAUUGAAGUGUUCGACGGCUCUGCUGUUGGAUCAGUAUUUCCCGUUUGCUCUCCAAGUGACGGGUCUCUACGGGUCGCUCAUAAUCACUGCUGUUCGCAGGCCUGAUGUAAAGGACCGCCGUUUCUUUUUCAAUUUUCUUUGCACAUUCUUCUGCCUGUUUUCAAUUUAUUCUGUCCUUUUUUAAUCUAUGCUUUAUGUUGUGCAUGUAUUUUAAAUAUAUCAAUAUCUUAAUGCAGUUUCGGGUGUUUCGGGUUGCUUUCACUUUGAAAGUCAAUUCAAUAAAUUUCUCUUUCUAUUGUU